This is a messenger RNA of Colletotrichum aenigma, 1020 nucleotides long. It is a transcript of the gene IUNH, whose product is annotated as Inosine-uridine preferring nucleoside hydrolase. Bases 1 to 1020 code for a protein of 339 amino acids. Gene Ontology annotation, molecular function: hydrolase activity, hydrolyzing N-glycosyl compounds. The transcript has 3 exons. Lineage: Eukaryota; Fungi; Ascomycota; Sordariomycetes; Glomerellales; Glomerellaceae. The record is from RefSeq and is a predicted model, not a curated record.
AUGCUCAGCCAGAGGCCGUUCAUCUUGAUCCUCUCUUUAUUUUGUAUUGUGACGUCAGCCCGCAAGAAUUUGAUCGUGGACACCGACUUAUUCAGUGAUUGCGAUGAUGCCGGUGCACUGUUGCUCGCGGCAACCUCGCAAGAGGUGAACCUCCUCGGAGUCAACAUCAACUCUCAGUCGUCGUACUCAGUCCUGGCUGCCUCCGCCAUAUUGAACCACUACGGCCACUCUGAAGUACCCAUCGGCGCUCGCCGUCCUCUAAACAACAUUCCAUUCUUUGACAGCUGGACAAAACUGCUCGGCGAGUUCGCCAGCAAAAUCGCCACUCACUGGACCAAAAGCAUGUCGGAUGCAGACGAAGCCUGGGACCCCAUCAAACUCUACCGCAUACUCCUCGCCGAAGCCGAAGACGACUCUGUCACCAUCGCGUCGAUCGGCUUCCUCCACAAUCUCUCAGCGCUUCUCAACUCAACGGCCGAUUCCUACUCCGAACUCACCGGGCCUGAGCUCGUAGCGGCAAAGGUGAAGGAGCUUGUGGUUAUGGGCGGCGACUACCCAAGCGGGUACGAGUUCAACUUCUGGUACGAUGACCCGCCCGAGACUGCCCACGUCAUACACAACUGGAAGAGUCCCAUCGUCUACGUGGGAUUCGACCUCGGGAGCUCGAUCCGUUCAGGCGGCCCGCUGAUGGUGGAUGGCCCGAAGACGGACCCGGUGAGGGCGGCGUACAUCUUGUAUACUUAUUAUCAACCGAGAUGGUCGUUUGACCCGGUAGCAAUGCUGUAUGCUAUCAAGGGCCUGGAUAAGUACUUCAGAUAUGGAAAUGCGUACGGUUACAACACCAUCAAGCUGGAGGGGGAGGCAGGUUGCAAUGGCUGCAAUGAGUGGGUUUUUGACGAGAACGUAACGAAUCAGCACUGGCUCAACACGAAAAUCAGCCAUGAAGAGAUUGGGAACGAGCUAGAUGAGCUAUUCCUGAGAGGCGCGCGGUCUUCUCCCCGUAGCUCCGACCCUAUCUAA